Molecule: messenger RNA, 1703 nt
Organism: Salvelinus namaycush (lake trout)
Lineage: Eukaryota; Metazoa; Chordata; Actinopteri; Salmoniformes; Salmonidae
Product: ecto-NOX disulfide-thiol exchanger 2-like
Exons: 11
Biological process (GO): ultradian rhythm
Cellular component (GO): plasma membrane; external side of plasma membrane
Molecular function (GO): RNA binding; protein-disulfide reductase activity
Source: RefSeq, a predicted model, not a curated record
AUUUCGACUCGGGCCUUGGCAUGAUGACGGGCAUCGCUCCCAUGAACCCCAUGAUGCCUGGCCUUGGUUACGUACCCCCGCCCCCCCUUCCCCAAGAUCUGCCCAUCGUCAAGGAGAUCAUCCACUGCCAAAGCUGCACCCUCUUCCCCCCAAACCCACACCUUCCCUCUCCGGCCAUGAGGGAGCGCCCUCCAGGUUGUAAAACGGUGUUUGUGGGCGGUCUGCCAGAGAAUGCCACCGAGGCACUCAUUGUGGAGGUGUUUGGCCAGUGUGGUGACAUCAUCGCCAUCCGCAAGAGCAAGAAGAACUUCUGCCACAUCCGAUUCGCUGAAGAGUUCACUGUAGACAGAGCCCUCUUCUUAUGUGGCUACCGUAUGCGUCUGGGCUCCAGUACAGACAAGAAGGACACAGGGCGGCUCCAUGUGGAUUUUGCCCAAGCCAGAGAUGACCUGUAUGAGUGGGAGUGUCGUCAGCGCUUGUAUGCCAGAGAGGAGAGGCACCGCAGGAGGAUGGAGGAGGACCGUUUCAGACCCCCCUCUCCUCCACUCAUCGUCCAUUACUCAGACCACGAGUGUAGUCAGCUGGGGGACAAGAUUAAAGAUGAGGCAGCGUUUGCGGAGGCGGUGCGCGUGCUGCUGACCUGGGUGGAACGCGGCGAGGUGAACCGUCGUAACGCCAACAACUUCUAUUCCAUGAUCCAGUCGUCCAACAGCCACAUCCGCCAGCUGAUGAGUCAAAAGGCCACCCACGAGAAGGAGAUGGAGGAAGCCAAGGACAAGUUCAAAAGCGCCCUCUCUGGCAUCCUGGCACAAUUUGAGCAGAUUGUGUCUGUAUUCCACGCUGCUUCCAAACAAAAGGCAUGGGACCAUUUCUCCAAAGCUCAACGCAAGAACCUGGACGUGUGGCGCAAGCAAGCAGAGGAGAUCAGAAACAUGCAGAAUGAAGAGCUGAUGGGUAUCAGACGAGAGGAGGAAAUGGAGAUGUCUGACGAUGACAUGGAGGAUACACACAACCCUGACGAAUCAGGCCCUGUGUCCCAGGCGGAGGCUCUGAAGGAGGAGAAUGACUCUCUGCGCUGUCAGCUGGAUGCCUACAGAAACGAGGUGGAGCUGCUGAAGCAGGAGCAAGGCAAGAACCAAGAACACCCUCCUCCACAGCACAAUGAAGAGGACGCCUGCAGGCAGCAACAACUAACCUUUCUACAACAGGCACUACAGGGCAUGCAGAAGCAACUGCUGAAGAUGUGUGAAGAAAUGAAACAGCGGGAGGCAGAGAUGGAGAAGACUGUGGAGGACAAACAGCAGCUGGAGAGCCAAGUAAAGAGCCUCAAGGAAGGACUGCAGAGCCUGAAAACACUAACAACACACACACCACAGGAGGCAACAGUGUUAGAAGUGGUGUCCUGCAGUCAGGAGAAGGAGACUCUGCCCCCGGAGAAGAGUCCCUCCAAUCCUGUUCACUCUGAGAGAGAAGCCUUGCUAGUUGGGAUCAUCUCUACAUUCCUCCAUGUCCAUCCAUUUGGAGCCAGCAUCGAGUACAUCUGCUCCUAUCUACAGCGGCUGAACACCAAGAUAAAUACAGGGGAGGUGGAUGCUCUACUGGGUCGGCUGCCCUGUACCUUCAGACAGGAGUCGACGGGGGUAGGCGCCAGCCUGGAGAAACGCUGGAAGUUCUGUGGCUUCGAGGGCAUCAUGAUCACAUAG